UCGACGGAACGCAGUAUGUACGUGCCCGUCAAGUCGUCCUCUAUGAAUGUUGCUGCUAGCUAACGUUGUUUUGUGCCCCGGGGUUUCUAACGUCCUUGUAUGUAUUAAUUAACCGUUAAUUGACCGUAAAACGAUGACAGCCAGAGGGACACCGAGUCGCUUCCUUCAGAGCGUCCUGCAGAACGGUCUCGGUCGGUACGUCUGCCAGCUCAAACGCGUCUCCAUCAUCUUCUCCAAAAAUGCACAGAGCUCAUUGGGAGUCAGGGAGUUCAUUGAAGAGGGAGUGGUGGAUUAUGCCAAGAAGAACCCUGCAACUGUCGUGUACGUGUCUCCUCAGUCAUGCAGGAUACCCAAAAUAGUUGCAGAAUACUUAAACGGUAACGUGAGGGAAGAAAUCGUCACCAGCAAAACGUCUCCGCAGAUAUCUGAGCUUUUGACCAAGCUGACUAAUCAGUCGGGCCUGGACAUCAUACGCAUCCGCAAGCCCUUCCACACAAACAACCCCAGUAUCCAGGGCCAGUGGCACCCGUUCACCAACCGGCCCCCGUCCAUCGGCCCCAUCAGACCACAGAAACAGGACGCUGAAUAAGGACUAUCCAAAGUUUUAAGUCAAAUUUGUUGCUUAAUUCCAGAUUGUUCUUGCAAGAUAUGUCAAUUUUUCUUAAGCUGUUCAAGUGUGUGUGAUCUGAAUUAAAUCACAGGUCAGGUAUGGUUGCAGCAA
Molecule: messenger RNA, 721 nt
Organism: Etheostoma spectabile (orangethroat darter)
Lineage: Eukaryota; Metazoa; Chordata; Actinopteri; Perciformes; Percidae
Gene: mrpl43
Product: mitochondrial ribosomal protein L43
Exons: 3
Coding region: 134-589 (151 amino acids)
Biological process (GO): mitochondrial translation
Cellular component (GO): mitochondrial large ribosomal subunit
Molecular function (GO): structural constituent of ribosome
Source: RefSeq, a predicted model, not a curated record